This is a messenger RNA of Cooperia oncophora, 903 nucleotides long. NCBI's taxonomy places the organism in Eukaryota, Metazoa, Nematoda, Chromadorea, Rhabditida, Trichostrongylidae. The record is from the annotation of a GenBank genome assembly.
AUGGACGUUGAGUACCAACAGCGAUGCAAAGCCUACCGCUUUGUGGCCUACUCGGCUGUGGCCUUCUCGGUGGUAGCCAUCCUUGGUGCUGCUACCACCCUGCCCAUGGUGUACAACUACGUUCACCACGUUCAGCGCACGAUGUACUCGGAACUCAACUACUGCCGUACUUCUGCGCGUGACAUAUGGUCUGAGGUGAGCACCAUGAAGGCUCCCAGCAACCGUACCGCCCGUCAGGCUUACAACGACUGUACCGCUUGCUGCUCUGGUGGAGGUGCAGGUCCAGCUGGACAGCCAGGAAACCCCGGACGACCAGGAAACCCCGGAGCUCCUGGAGCACCAGGAAACCCAGGAAGGCAGAUUACUCAACCAUGCCCCGUGUACACACCUGCUCCAUGCAACCCUUGCCCAGCUGGACCACCUGGACCACCUGGAGCCCCUGGACAGCCCGGAGAUCCUGGACGCGACGGAAACCCAGGAGGACCCGGAAACCCAGGAGGACCAGGAACACCACGGACCAAAGGACACCAGACCAGCUGGAAAACAGGAAGCCCGGAUCUCCAGACAGCCUGGAAACCCGCGCAAUCCGUCCCACCCACCCCGGAGCACCUGCGACUCGUGCUGGACUCCCGGACCUCGUGGUCCACCUGGACCCAACGGACAGCCCGGAAAUCCAGGAGCACCAGGAAAUCCUGGACCAAAGGGACCACCUGGAGGUCCUGGUCAGCCUGGAAACGACGGAACGUAACCUUCCCGGAAACAGAGGUACCCCAGGAACACCCGGAGAACGCGGAAUCUGUCCCAAAUAUUGCGCUCUCGAUGGAGGUGUCUUCUUCGAAGACGGAACUCGCCGUUAAUUCAUCAUACUUACUUUUGGGUAAUAAAGUAUUUGAACUGCAAUAA